This is a messenger RNA of Funneliformis mosseae, 417 nucleotides long. Lineage: Eukaryota; Fungi; Glomeromycota; Glomeromycetes; Glomerales; Glomeraceae. The record is from the annotation of a GenBank genome assembly.
AUGAUUUUAAAACAUAAUUUAGAAAAACAUUUGAAGUACUUGAAUAAAAGAAUUAAGGACUUAGAACAAAGCAAAAAGAAAGCCGACGAUGAAAAUCAAUUACUGCUGUCCUUUCUAUUGAAUGAAAUCGGUAGUAAGGAUUUAGAUAAUUUAAAAGAAUUAUUAGCAGGACAUAAACUUACUGAGAUAUUAGCAGAAUUAGAUAACCGAAAACGAGAAGUUCAAAACUUAAACUUUGAAUUAUCAAACGUAAGCGCUCAAUUUAAAUAUUCUGAAGAAAAGAUUAAAGCGCAAGAAAAGGAAGAAGAUAAAAAGUCUAAAGUUUAUAGCGUCGGAGUACUUAAGUGGCAAAUUUCAAGUGGACGAUCAACAUUUUAUGGUGAUUUUUGUGGUGUGAAGUUUAUAGUUUUGAUAUAA